Messenger RNA from Hydatigera taeniaeformis, 1935 nucleotides. Lineage: Eukaryota; Metazoa; Platyhelminthes; Cestoda; Cyclophyllidea; Taeniidae. The record is from the annotation of a GenBank genome assembly.
AUGUUGUCGAAUCACUUUCGACUUCACCGCUCCUUAAACAUCAGUGCCCUUCUUGCCUCUGGAGGGUACUACAUUGAUGAUAACGGCUACCUCGUUGCUAUUGGCAAUGGCACUCGGUAUCGUUUGCCCUCGGGACCACCGGAAGGUCGUUCCAGGGAUCCCUAUGAACUGCAACCCAUUUUACCGGGCAAAAAUCAACAACUGGCUGAUUCAGCUGUUGAGUGGUUGGAUUUGACAACCUCUACAACAACUACAGCAUCUAGCACUACACUGGCGAGAGUAAAUCUUCCCUCCAGGUUGAAUUUUACGUCGUCAGGCAUCCAGGCUACGCCAAGCACGCUGCAUUUGUCCUUGGCAUUGAUUGCCUGCUCUGUCGCGCUGAUAGCCAAUUUGGGACUGGUGUCCAUCAGUUGCUGGUACCUCUUUCGUGGACAUGAAAAGAUGCGAAGAAGGACAAUGGCUGCUGAGCCUAGGAAUUCUAUUCACCUGCAAACAUUUAAUGCACGUCAAGAUGAGGGAAUUGGACCAGUGACAGAAGCAAAGGGUGAAGUCCAUCAGACUGGGAUAACUUCUGUGUCAUCGGGAGAUAGUCAUUCCAGCUCCGUAUCCCUCAGCUCCGAUGACUCUCAUCAGCCUCGUCUACGGACUAAGAGGUCUACGAGCAAAGACCUUUCUCCUGUAAACCCUAUCCUUCUUAACUCCCGCUCUUGUCUAGGUGUUGGAAUUCACACUUCUCUUCUCGGUCUCCUACUGGCCUUCGUUCAUCUCCUUGUCACUUGUUACAACAUAUCUCACACACCUCUUAGCUCUGUCCUCUGUCUUUUUAUCACCUCUAUCACCACUGAUACAAUCUUCUGCGUCUACUUUCAUCUCGUUGCCUGCCUUCUCUGUCUGAUUCUCAUUGGAUACCUUUCCCGUCCUUCCACUACUCGUUCAAGCCAACAACGGUUCGCUUGUUUAGCUCUCUCCCAUUCCCUACCCUGGGCACUUGCUGCGGGUUCCGCGCUGUUCAUCACCCUUAAACCAUCCUCUUCUUCUCAAGUGAAUAUCUUCUUUACUGGAUUUCAUGCAUCCUGUAGCAUGGAACACCUUCAUGAACUCUAUCUCCUCACUGUAGUACUCUUGGUUGUGAUUCCACUCGUUGGUGAAUUUAUCUUUGUUCUGCUCCUCUUCUGUUGUUGUCGACGUCUUCCAAGAAGGACCUGCUUCCUUGCUAUCCUCCUUCCAAUCACCAACGCAACAUCCUUCAUUCCUGUGCUUGCGAUGGGUCUACCAAAUCUGGUCCUCCUUCCACUUAUCUUAGAUCCAAUAUUCAUGGCUCUGCUAUACCGGUUUUCCAUCCCAAUGGAAGAAGGUGAAUUCCAUGACCUUCCAACCAACCCCUCAAAUCAGGAUCGAUCUCCAUUACAUCAAACUGUGGCAGAGAUGUCACCAUCCCUCUCCUCGGAGAUCUACUUUCCUCAGACAAUUCUGGCCAUCGCACCACAUCGAUGUAGUCAUGGCACUGAACUGUCCAGUGUCUCGCCAAAGCUUUGUCCACAUUAUCAGCAGAUCCUGACGCAUUCGCAGAACUGUACGGAGAGAAGUUCAUGCAAUGAGAUUCUACAACCUGCUGAUGUCCUUUCGAGUCUCUCCGCCGCCUCCUCCUCCAACACCAGUCCUGCGACCGCUGCCGUUAUGGCAGCUGCGGCUGCUGCAGCCGCUGCCUCCACUAAACACCCAUGGUCGCCAAUAGCGACUACUACUACCCACUUCACCUCCGACCCCCCAUCAACCGCCACUACUGUGUUACUGCGCACCCCCACAGGAGUGGUGGAGGCGGCUUCGCUAGAUCGGCGUCUCCCAUUGCCUAUCUUCCUCACAGCCAAUGGGAAGGUGGCGCUGGAGAGUGGUGAAGCCUGCGUGCUGGCAGGAGGCAGUGAUCGCACCAACUAA